This is a messenger RNA of Acanthosepion pharaonis, 1602 nucleotides long. Lineage: Eukaryota; Metazoa; Mollusca; Cephalopoda; Sepiida; Sepiidae. The record is from the annotation of a GenBank genome assembly.
AUGCCUUCCUUCCUUCCUUUCUUACUUCCUUCCUUCUAUCCUUUCUUUGUUCGUUCGUUCGUUCGUUCCUUCCUUUGUUUCUUUGUUCCUUCCUUCCUUCCAUCCUUCAUUCCUUCCUUCAUUCCUUCCUUCCUUCGUUUCUUAGUUCCUUCCUUCCUUUGUUUCUUGGUUCCUUCCUUCCUUCUUUCCUUCCUUCCUUCCUCCCUUCCUUCCUUCUUUCCUUCCUUCCUGUGUUCCUCCCUUCCUUUGUUUCCUUCCUCUAUUCUUCCUUCCUUCCGUCCCUUUGUUUCUUCCUUUCUUCCUUCCUUUGUUUGUUUGUUUCUUUCGUCCUUCCUUCCUUCCUUCCUUCCUUCCUUCCUUCCUUCCUUCCUUCCUUUCUUCAUUCCUUUGUUUUGUUUUCCUUUCUUUUGUUUCCUUCCUUCAAUCCUUCCUGUGUUCCUUCCUUUGUUCCUUCCUUCCUUUGUUUGUUUCUUCCUUCCUUCCUGUGUUCCUCCCUUCCUUUGUUUCCUUUCCUUAGUUCCUUCCUUCCGUCCCUUUGUUUCUUUCCUUCCUUCCUUCCUUUGUUUGUUUGUUUCCUUCCUUCCUCCUUCCUUCCUUGUGUUCCUUCCUUCCUUUCCUUCCUUCCUUCCUUCCUUCCUUCCUUCCUUCCUUCCUUCCUUCCUUCCUGUUUCCUUCCUUUCUUUGUUCCUUCCUUCCUUUUUUCCUUCCUUCCUUCCUUUGUUUCUUUCUUCCUUUCUUCCUUCCUUCCUUUCUUCCUUCCUCCCUUCCUUUGUUUCUUUCUUCCUUCUAUCCAUCCUUCCUUCCUUCCUUCUUUCCUUCCUUCCUAUGUUCCUCCCUUCCUUUGUUCCUUCCUUUGUUCCUUCCUUCCUUCCUUCCUUCCUUCCUUCCUUCCUUCCUUCCUUUCUUUCUUUCUUUCUUUCCUUCCUUCCAUCCUUCCUUCAUUCCUUUGUUCCUACCUUCCUUCCUUUGUUCCUUCCUUCCUUCCUUCCUUUGUUACUCUUUACUUUUCUUUGCAUGUCACUCUCUUCCUUCUUUCAUUUCAUCCUUCAUCUCCCCACAUCUUCUUUCCUGACUAAAUCUACUUCUUCCUGUCUCCAUUUCUUUGUCCGUCACUCUGUUCCUUUUUUCUUUUCUGCCUCCAUCUUUCCAUUCCUUCCUUCCUUCCUUCCUUCCUUCCUUCCUGUCUUUGUCCGUCACUCUCUUUCUUCCUCCCUUCCUCCCUCAUUCUCUCAAUCUAUCUAUCUAUCUAUCUAUCUAUCUAUCUAUCUAUCUAUCUAUCUAUCUACUGUCAAAAGAACUAGAUCUAUCUAUCUAUCUAUCUAUCUAUCUAUCUAUCUAUCUAUCUGUACUGGCCUAUUCAUAUCUAUCUAUCUAUCUAUCCUAGUCUGUUCAUAUCUAUCUAUGCCAGCCUAUUCUAUCCUAGUAUAUUCAUAUCUAUCUACCUAUUCAUAUCCAUCUAUCUAUUCUAGUCUAUUCAUAUCUAUCUAUCUAUCUAUCUAUCUAUCUAUCUAUCUAUAUUUUGAUUUAAUGAAAGCAAUUGGCUUACACUCGGGGAGAAUCACUUCUGAGAUUCGGAAUCGUCACUGCUGGAAAAACAAUUAG